AUGGCAUCGGACAGCACGACACCUGAGCUGUCGUUGCCGAUAAAUUGCGCCAAUCUCUCGCUAUCAGGUCCAGGUAAGGAUGGUGAGGCCAUGUCCGAACACAGUGAAAAUACAGGCAAUACUAAUGAGUCGGCCAUUCCAGUCCCAACCACAAGCACGGCUAUUGUCGAUAAUCAAAACAAAAGAAAAUCGAAAGUAUCGAAAAGGUUCAAAAAGAAAAACUCGGAAUUAGAACUGGAAAACGUGUCUGCGAAUGAGCCAACCACAAAUGCGAAGAGACGAGGUUCUCUGGUAUCUAACAAUCCUCCAGCAAAGCUUCAUAAGCGGAAACAAAUGUGGGAGACAACGACAAAAGCUGCAAUUUCGUAUUUUGACAAGCCAAGGGGCGGGAUAAAUCUCAUGAUCCUCCGACAAUUCAUCCAAGACGUUCUCAAGGCAAAGCCUGCGUCUCAAAACUACGUUUUCAAAGCUGAUAUGUAUGGUAAUGUCAAGAACAUGACUGUUGUUUUUGUAUCAGGAUUGUUUCAAAAUGACUUGAAUGCUCUAGAAAUAUCCAAUAAUGAGCAUUUACUACAAUUAGAGCGAGACCCCAAAACCUCUCUCCCGUUUUUGUACAACAAAUUCGAAAAGCUAAUCCCAGUGAAACUUCCAACUAAUCGAGACACAUUAGUGGCUCCGAUGAGUGUACUUCUCAAAUGUCCAUUAUCAGGUAGACAAAAAAAGAAACGCAUGAUGGAGAAUAAACGGAACAAACUAGUGAUAGACGAUCUUUUAUUGACAGAAACCGAAAUGCGUGAUAACAACUACCCAAUUCACAGCAAAAUUAAUACUUCAAACGAGAAUGCUCUACCAGAUGGUUGGAAGGAAACACAGAGCUUCGAGCAUGAUGGAUCACACACCUUUGCUAUCGAUUGCGAGUUCUGUGAUGCCAAAUCCGGGAAAGUGCUUACUCGUAUAUCGAUUGUAAAUUUCCAGAAUGAAGUCAUAUACGAUACUUAUGUGAAGCCACAGGAAGAGAUCAUUGACUACAAAACCAAGUACUCUGGUAUCACAGAAGAGAUUUUGGAGGGAGUCACAACGACUCUCGAAGAAGUUCAAGAAAAGCUCUUGUCUCUAAUUUCUGAUAGUGACGUUUUGAUCGGACAUUCCUUGGAGUCUGACUUAAAGGUGCUUCGACUUCGUCACCCCAGAGUCAUUGACUCGUCAUUAGUAUACGAACAUCACAAUGGAUUUCCGCAAAAACCGGGUUUGAAAUGGUUAUCUGAACAAUUUUUGGAUCGCAAGAUCCAAAAAGGUGAGAGUAAUGGUACCGGGCAUUCAUCAGUAGAAGACCUGAACGCUUGCUUGGAUCUCAUCAAGCUUAAAUUGAUGUCUGGCCCUCACUUUGGACGUAACCUGGAGGGCACUCUCUUCGAUGAGGGAGUGGGCGCAGCUUUUGAAUCUAGGGCACGAAUCAUCGAUACUGAGGUAUCGCUAUACAACAACAUAUUAAAAGAUAGCGACAAUGUUGAUAUUGUGAAGGUUUCCGAUGAUGAUGAGGCAGUCAGUACUUUUGACGCCAGAAUUGACGAUUACUUUUUCAACUUGAUAUGGUUGAGAGAUGGCAGAAAAGCGCUCAAAGCGCAACAUGAAGAUAACGGAGAAGGGCAUGACGAAAACUCAGGAAAAGAAGGAGGUCGUGAAUCGCUCUUGGCUGACAUUAACAAUAGAUUGUUGCAAAUUUACGCAGCACUUCCUUCCGGAUCGAUAUUCAUGAUAUGCUCAGAUGGAGGAGACACAACCGAGAUAUCAGGCCUACAAAGUACGCGACGAGAGUAUCAAAAGCAGCUUCGAUCUGGAGUUGAACCGGCAGACAUAACAUCCGACGUUUGGGACACAGACAAGCAAUUGCGUUUGAGCCUGGCAGUUGGCGAGGCUCGGAAGGGUUUUGCCCUUAUUAACGUGAAAGAUUAG
This is a messenger RNA of Australozyma saopauloensis, 1953 nucleotides long. RefSeq lists its product as uncharacterized. Gene Ontology annotation, cellular component: nucleus. The record is from RefSeq and is a predicted model, not a curated record. Gene Ontology annotation, molecular function: exonuclease activity; nucleic acid binding. Bases 1 to 1953 code for a protein of 650 amino acids. The transcript has a single exon. NCBI's taxonomy places the organism in Eukaryota, Fungi, Ascomycota, Pichiomycetes, Serinales, Metschnikowiaceae.